Messenger RNA from Erigeron canadensis, 1057 nucleotides. RefSeq names its product fatty-acid-binding protein 3, chloroplastic. The transcript has 5 exons. Gene Ontology annotation, molecular function: intramolecular lyase activity; fatty acid binding. Gene Ontology annotation, biological process: fatty acid metabolic process. Gene Ontology annotation, cellular component: chloroplast stroma. The coding region runs from base 47 to 871 and encodes 274 amino acids. The record is from RefSeq and is a predicted model, not a curated record. NCBI's taxonomy places the organism in Eukaryota, Viridiplantae, Streptophyta, Magnoliopsida, Asterales, Asteraceae.
AUAUAUAUAAAUUUUUUGUACUGAUCGAGAAACUAACAGAAAGACAAUGACGGCAUUAGGCAUUGGAGCAAUUCCCAGAUCAAUGUGGCUUCUGCCACACAACAAAUUUGUAUUUCCAAAUCCAAAUUCAAACACUAGAAAUACUGCACAUUUUCCUGAAAGAAUCAGAAUUCCAUCAAACAAUGUCUCUUUGCAAAAGUUUACAGCUUCAUUUUCCACAAAGGCUGCUGCUUUUUCAGUAGGAAAAACAGAAUAUGCAGAAGAGCCUGCUACUAAUGUAAAAUUUCAGACAUUAUUGAAUCUUCCUGGUUGCUCAAGUUCAUUAUCUUUGAUUGGAACAGGAUUCAGAGAAAAGGUUUUUGCGAUAAUUGGCGUUAAGGUCUAUGCGGCUGGGCUUUACCUGGAUCCUGCUAUCUUGGAUAACUUACAGGAAUGGAAAGGACGAACGGCAUCUGAUAUUCAAGACGAUUCGUCUUUGUUUGACUUAAUUUAUCAGGCUCCUCUAGAGAAAUCAUUACAAAUAGUUCUAGUGAGAGAUGUUGAUGGAAAAACAUUCUGGGAUGCAUUAGAUGAAGCCAUAUCGCCAAGAAUUAAAUCGCCCACUUCUGUUGACCAAACAGCUCUAGCUACAUUCCGUGGUAUCUUUCAAGGACGGCCAUUAAAGAAGGGAACUUCCAUAUUCUUAACUUGGGUUGACCCCUCCAAAAUGCUGAUUCACUUAUCAGCCGAAGGGAUUCCAUCGGCUUCAGAAGCUACAAUUGAGUCACAAAAUGUGACACUCUCUUUAUUUGACGUGUUUUUUGGACGGGCUCCCGUUUCUCCUACCUUAAAAGCUUCAGUUAGCAAGGGCUUGGCUUCAACUCUAAAAUGAACUCGGGGUAAGCGGCAGAUAUCUACACUUAGCUAUGGCUUGGCUUCUUUCAGCUACAGCUUGACUUCAUGAAACGAGUCCUUUUAUGUUUUCUUGAAUAAAUGUAACUUUGGCUUCAUGCUUGUAAAAUUUCCAACAUAAAAGUCGUGACCAUGAUAAUGAAUCAAACAAUGUGAUCCGGUUUAA